Molecule: messenger RNA, 1992 nt
Organism: Nerophis ophidion (straightnose pipefish)
Lineage: Eukaryota; Metazoa; Chordata; Actinopteri; Syngnathiformes; Syngnathidae
Gene: gfra4b
Product: GDNF family receptor alpha 4b
Exons: 8
Coding region: 278-1558 (426 amino acids)
Biological process (GO): nervous system development
Cellular component (GO): signaling receptor complex; external side of plasma membrane
Molecular function (GO): signaling receptor activity
Source: RefSeq, a predicted model, not a curated record
GCACCGUGGAACUUUCACUCACCAGCAUUAUUACGCGCGGCUCCAAAUGCGCAGCCAGCAAAAGCCAGCGACCGCAGGCUGGGGAUCACCUGACUGGAUUCUAGCACUUUCCAAAAACAACCAAGACGACGACUUGACGACCUAGAACAGAACAACAAUAAUAUUAUUAAUAAUAAUAAUAUUAAUAAUUGGGGUAACAAUGCGCGUAGUUAAACAGCUGCGUUAAGGUGCGCGUUCACAGCAAGGAACAAAAAAAACAUCAUUUGGUGCGGAGAAAAUGGACCUUUGGGGGGUUUUUCUGCUCCACCUCACAACUUCAGCUCUGUUUGAGGUCAUACUGGCCGGCAGGGACUGCUUGAUGGCCGGAGACUCCUGUUCGAGCGACGACAGCUGCAGUCCGCGCCUUCGCACGCUUCGCCAGUGCGUGGCGGGCAAUGGCAGUAUGAAGCUGGGCCCUGGCGCCAGGAGCCAGUGCGCCAACGCAGUGUCGGCCCUGCUGGCCAGCCCAUUGCACGGCUGCCAGUGCAAAAGGGGCAUGAAAAAGGAGAAGAACUGCCUAAGCAUCUACUGGAGCCUUCACCAGUCCGCCAUUCAUGGCCUCAACUUGGUGGAGAGUUAUCCCUACGAGACGGUGCAGAGGGAUUACGACUACGUCCGCUUGGCCUCCAUCACAGCAGACUCAGACGUCGGCAUAUCAACGGUGAACCGCUGUCUCGACGCAGCCAAGGCUUGCAACGUGGACGACCUGUGCCAGAAGUUCCGCACGGACUACGUCUCGGCCUGCAUCAGACCCACCGCUAAAUCCGGCCUAUGCAACCGGGCCAAAUGCAACAAGGCCCUGCGCAGGUUCUUUGACCGCGUCCCGGCCGACUACACCCACGAGCUCCUCUUUUGCCCCUGCACGGACACGGCCUGCGCGGAACGACGACGGCAGACCGUCGUGCCCAGCUGCUCAUACGAAAGCGCGGAGAAGCCCAGCUGUGUUACGCAGAGGAGGAUCUGUGAGGCUGACUAUGUCUGCAGGUCUCGCCUGGCACAGUUUCAGUACGACUGCGAGCCCUCUGAAGAGUCCGCCAGCGGUUGCAAGCAAAGAAACUAUGGAGCUUGCCUCCUCGCCUACACGGGCCUCAUCGGAAGUACCAUAACGCCCAACUACAUCGACAACGCCACAUCCAGCGUGGCGCCAUUUUGCUCCUGCGUGGCCAGCGGCAACCAGAGGCAAGAAUGCGAGGACUUCCUGGGCUACUUCACACACAACAUCUGUCUCAGGAACGCCCUCCAGGCGUUUGGAAGUCAAUCUGACCGGCGGCCUACACCGGGCCCUUCCGGUGCAACAAGCCGAGAAAGCCGGAGCACAACCUCCCCACCCGAAAUCAUAGUAACCGUGCGGAACAUUCUGGAUGCAAAAAUACCCACGCAGGCCAUAGGAAAUGAACUCCUGGUCGCCCAUUCUACCUUGCCGUCCAACGGCCUUCCGAAUUCGGCGUGCCCUCUCCAGCUCUUGCCUCCGGCGGCCGUCAGCUUUCUGUUGUUUCGCUUGCUCGACGGCGGACACUAAAGACCGCGAGGGUGUGCACCCCCCCUUGGAAUGGAGGCAGUUCGCGGACCAUGCAGCUACUCCAUCCCUCAUGAAAAUGUACAGUGAUUCUAUUUUUGUGUCUAGGUAGCGGAACGGACGCUUAACCCCCGAAGAGAAUACAUUUGUGCACAGUUGAUGCCAAAAAGGAGCGCCGAGCGAGCUCUGGGCUUCUGUGCGCUUUUUUUCCAGUCAACGUGAACCUAUAACACAGCUGUGUCCAUGUGUGUGUGUGUGUGUGUGUGUGUGUGCGUGUGUGUGUGAUACAAUGAAGUGAAGUAUGUGAGUAGCUGAGGGCAUCAACAGGAGCUCUUGUGUGGAACAUUGUGAGUCAGUGUUUAGAGAGCAUGAGGCUUUAAUAGCACUCUCCUCAAGUGACUGCAAGAGGACCAUUAUUUCUGAUCGAUACGGGGGGA